This is a messenger RNA of Musa acuminata AAA Group (dessert banana), 1903 nucleotides long. RefSeq names its product aspartic proteinase 36-like. The transcript is spliced from 10 exons. The record is from RefSeq and is a predicted model, not a curated record. Gene Ontology annotation, molecular function: aspartic-type endopeptidase activity. The coding region runs from base 236 to 1693 and encodes 485 amino acids. Gene Ontology annotation, biological process: proteolysis. Lineage: Eukaryota; Viridiplantae; Streptophyta; Magnoliopsida; Zingiberales; Musaceae.
CCACCGUCUUCGUCUCUCCGCCUCCCCUCUCGCUUUCCCUUUUGCUGACUUCUUACCGGCCUCGCGCUCGUGGGGGGUGGGGGGAGGGGGGCGGUCAAAAUUUUCCCCCUUCUUCUACUCUUCUUUCUCUUUCCCUUUUCUUCCCAAUCUCGCGUAAUUUAUAUAUCCACCACACGGGAAAACGAUGAUGAUGCUUUAGGAAUAGUGGGCAGAGGAAUUCGGGGCCUCUCUGGUGAUGAUGUCUCCGAGGAGGCCUUCUUCCCGAUGCUUGCUUCUUGGAUUUAUUUUGCUGCUGGUCCUGCUGGCGUUGAGCACAUCGGCGCGGGCCACUGGGGUGUUCAAGGUGCGGCGUAAGUUCGUCGGUCGCAGGCCCACCGUCGGCGAUCUCCGCGCCCACGAUAGCCGCCGGCACAGCCGGAUCCUAUCCGCCGUCGAUCUCCCCCUCGGCGGCCUCGGCCUCCCCACCGAUACCGGGCUGUAUUUCGCGGAGAUUGGGAUCGGGAUGCCGUCCAAAAAGUACUACGUGCAGGUCGACACGGGGAGCGACAUCCUCUGGGUGAAUUGCAUCUCCUGCAAGCGUUGCCCUCGGAAGAGCGACCUCGGUGUUGAGUUGACGUUAUAUGACCCCAAGGCAUCAGGGAGUGGCAGUUUGGUAUCAUGCCAGGAGAAAUUUUGCGUGUCCACGUAUGGGGACAUUCCUGGCUGCGAGGCUAGUUUGCCGUGCCAGUAUAGUGUGAUAUAUGGUGAUGGGAGUUCCACUUCUGGUUAUUUCGUGACAGACACCAUCCAGUAUAAUCAAGUAUCUGGCAAUCACCAAACAAAACCGGUCAAUGCAAGUGUUACAUUUGGGUGUGGUGCCCAACAAUCUGGGGAUUUGGGUUCAUCAAGUGAAGCACUUGAUGGAAUUCUUGGUUUUGGACAGUCAAAUUCAUCCAUGAUUUCACAGUUAGCUUCUUCUGGAAAAGUGAGCAAGAUAUUUGCUCAUUGUUUAGAUACUAUUAAUGGAGGAGGAAUCUUCACUAUUGGACACGUAGUACAGCCAAAAGUGAAAACAACACCUUUGGUGCCUGAUCAGCCACAUUACAAUGUGAAUUUGAAGGCAAUUGAAGUUGGUGGAGCUUUUCUGCAGCUUCCAACUGAUUUAUUUGACACUGGUGACAAGAAAGGGACUAUAAUUGAUAGUGGUACAACAUUGUCUUAUCUACCAGAGGUUGCCUAUAACGCACUAAUGAAUGCAGUACUCUCUAAUCGUCCAGAUUUGAAUUUCUUCACCAAUCAGGACUUUCGAUGUUUCCGAUAUACUGGAAGUGUGGAUGAUGGAUUCCCGGAAGUUGUUUUUCAUUUUGAGAACUCACUUUUGCUGAAUGUAUAUCCUCAUGAUUAUCUUUUCCAAAAUGGGGAUAAUAUUUACUGUGUUGGUUGGCAAAAUGGUGGGUUACAGUCUAAAGAUGGAAAAGAUAUGUUUCUUUUGGGAGAUCUAGUCCUAUCAAACAAGUUAGUUCUUUAUGAUCUUGAGAACCAAGUCAUUGGAUGGACAGAAUACAACUGCUCCUCGAGCAUCAAGAUUCGGGAUGACAAGAGUGGAGCAAUUUAUACUGUUGAUGCUCAUAACAUUUCUUCUGGCCGAAGAUUGCAGCUGGGGAGGUCCAUUUUGUUGUUGUUGCCAACCCUCCUGUGCUAUUUUAUUUGUUAAUCAGGAACAGCAAAUGCAUCAGUUUAGUGAGUUUGCUUCAUUCAUAUUCUUUUAUAGAAAAGAUGUCAGUAUAUUCUUGCUGUGAUUCUUGCUCGGUACUGAAGAAUCCUUCAGAUCAGAGACAGGUUCUCAUGCAGAAUCACCCCCACUGGAAUGUUAUUUGAACUCCGUGAUAUAACUUGUUACAAGUUAUCAAAUUCCAUUAUUCCA